Molecule: messenger RNA, 3296 nt
Organism: Delphinapterus leucas (beluga whale)
Lineage: Eukaryota; Metazoa; Chordata; Mammalia; Artiodactyla; Monodontidae
Source: RefSeq, a predicted model, not a curated record
GCCUGCUCCGGGCCGGGAGGCUGGGUCCUGGGGUGACCGAGACCGUCCUUUCCCCGGUGCAGAGGCGGCAACCCUUGAGGCCUUGGCGGACGGACAAGCCGGCAGGCCUGGGAGGCUCAGGCCCUGGAGUUCAGUUGAGUUGAUGCCGGACGGGGCCCCCCAGAAAUGGAGGAGAAGCCCGUGACCCUCCGGCCCGCGCCCCUGGCUUACAGCCGGGGAAAGUGAGGCCCAGGGCAAGGCAGCGUAGGGCCCGAGUCUGCGCUGCGUGUCCUCGGGCGCACACCCCUUCCCCUCUCGGAGCCUCAGUUCCCCUGUCAGGAAAUAAAGCAGGGCCUGAUUUUCAAGUACUUCCGGCAGGAACAGAGGGGCUAAGCUUAGGGGCUGGGGCGCUCUCCUUCCUUGACCGCGCCUCCGCCCCUCUCCAGACCUCAGUUUCCCGACGGCGAGAAGGGAAGAAAGGAGGUGAUUUAUAAGUCUCUCCCGCCUCUGUGCUUCUAGGAACUCGGGCGACGGGUGGGGGUCGAAGUGAGGGGUCGCUGCCCCGGCCCUGGGUUCGAAACUUCGCUUCCUCCCUGGCUGCCGGACCCGAGUCAGCGCUCGUGCCCUCGGCGGGCCUCAGUUUCCCCAGCCUCCCCGCCGGGCACCGGGGCGCCAAGGGCCGGGGGUCCCAGGGGCGCAGCCCCCCGCGGCUGCGCGCUGGGCCGGACGGAUGACAUCACCGGGCCGGGGGCGGGGAGCGAGCGGGAGGGAGCGGGAGGGCCUCCUCCGCGCCAGGCUCAGCGCCCGGGCGGGCUCGGUCGGGCGGCCGCGGCCAUGACGCAGGGUCCGGGCGGGCGCGCGGCCCCCCCGCCCCCCGCACCCCCGGAGCCUGAGGCGCCCACCACCUUCUGCGCGCUGCUGCCGCGCAUGCCGCAGUGGAAGUUCGCGGCCCCAGCCGGCUUCCUGGGCCGCGGCCCGGCGGCGGCGCGGGCUGCGGGAGGCGCGGGGCCGGCGGGGGGAGCCGAGCCCGAGCCCGAGCCGGCCGCCUCGGCCGGCUCGGCCGGCGUCCCGGCGCUGGCGGCGGCGGUCCUGGGCGCCUGCGAGCCGCGCUGCACCGCGCCCUGCCCCCUGCCUGCGCUCAGCCGCUGCCGGGCUGCCGGGGCGCGGGGGUCGCGGGGCGCGCGGGGGGCAGCCGGGCCCCCGGACUCCGCCGCCGACGAGUGGAUCCGCAAAGGCAGCUUCAUCCACAAGCCGGCGCACGGCUGGCUACACCCGGACGCCAGGGUCCUGGGGCCCGGGGUCUCCUACAUCGUUCGGUACAUGGGCUGCAUCGAAGUCCUCCGUUCCAUGCGCUCCCUGGACUUCAGCACUCGCACCCAGCUCACCAGGGAAGCCAUCAACCGGCUCCAUGAGGCCGUGCCUGGCAUCCGGGGCUCCUGGAAGAAGAAGGCCCCCAACAAGGCACUGGCCUCCAUCCUGGGCAAGAGCAACCUGCGCUUCGCGGGCAUGAGCAUCGCCGUCAGCAUCUCCAUCGACGGCCUCAACCUCUCCGUUCCCGCCACGCACCAGAUCAUCGCCAGCCACCACAUGCAGUCCAUCUCCUUUGCGUCGGGUGGUGACACGGACAUGGUGGAUUAUGUGGCCUACGUGGCCAAGGACCCCAUCAACCAGAGAGCCUGCCACAUCCUGGAGUGCUGCGAGGGCCUCGCCCAGAGCGUCAUCAGCACCGUGGGCCAAGCCUUCGAGCUGCGCUUCAAACAGUACCUGCACAGCCCCCCCAGGGUUGUCGUCCCCCCGGGAAGGCUGACCGGGCCGGAGGAUUCGGCCUGGGGGGACGAGGACGAGACAGAACACAGCUACUACAACCGCACUCCCGGGAAGGAGCCGCCCCUGGGCGGGCUGGUGGACUCCAGGCUCACCCCCGCGCAGCAGCCCUGUGCCCUCGGGGCCCUUGGCCAGGGAGCAUCUCCUGCUCGAAGAGACGCCCGAGGCCCGCAGUGGGAUGUGGGCCCCUCAGCCCCGCCCGGGGAUGGCUACGUGCAGGCAGACCCGCGGGGCCCGCGAGACUACGAGGACCACUUGUACGUCAACACGCAAGGUCUGGACGGCCCGGAGACCCUGCAGCCUGAGGACAGCCCCAAGAAGGACCUGUUCGACAUGAGACCCUUCGAGGAUGCCCUGAGGCUGCACGAGUGCUCCGUGGCCGCGGGUCCGGCGGCAGCCCCUCUUCCCGUGGAGGACCAGUGGCCCAGCCCGCCGACCCGCCGGGCCCCCAUCGCCCCCACGGAAGAGCAGCUGCGGCAGGAGCCCUGGUACCACGGCCAGAUGAGCCGUCGGGCGGCGGAGAAACUGCUUCGAGUGGACGGGGACUUCCUUGUGCGGGACAGCGUCACCAACCCGGGGCAGUAUGUCCUCACCGGCAUGCACGCAGGGCAGCCCAAGCACCUGCUGCUCGUGGACCCCGAAGGCGUGGUGCGGACGAAGGACGUGCUCUUCGAGAGCAUCAGCCACCUGAUCGACUACCACCUGCAGAACGGGCAGCCCAUCGUGGCCGCCGAGAGCGAGCUGCACCUGCGUGGUGUCGUCAGGCGGGAACCCUGAGCCAGGUUGCGGCUGUCAGCCUGUGGCUCCUGUCCCCGCUCCCCCCGGAUGGCCCCGUAGUGGCCUUAGGGGCCCUCAGCCUUUCUCUGGACCCUGGUCGGGCCGGAAUCGCCGCUGACUCUCCUUCCUCCGCGUGGGUCUCUGGAAUCUUCCUUCUCCAGCUGGCCCUGGGCUGGGCUGGGUCAAGCCCGCCAGGAGACAGAGUCCACGACCCCUUUCUCCCACCGAGCCCUCUGCCUGCCGCCAGCCUUCACCUGGAGUGAGAGCACACAUACCAAAGACAGAGCCUUUUCUCGCCUUUAAAGAAAGUAUAUCAAAAAGCAGCCAUCUAUCUCGGAGCCCUGGCCCAGGCUCCCGAUGGGGCAAGGAGGCACCGUUUCCUUUCCCGGCUGGACGUCAGCUCACCUCCCUGGAACCAGCAGGUCCCCAGUUCCCUGGCAUGGAGAUGGAUUCCUGUCCUGGCCGGGCUCAGAUUUUCCACCUGAAAAAUUAGUGCACAGUUGUCUUUUGGGGGGAGAAUCGAGGUGCUUUGGGCCCUCAGGCCAGGGCAAAUGCUGAUGUGGAAGUGGGGGGCAGCCUUGGGAUGAUGGGGGUAUCCAGGCAACCCCAAGACAACUGACACGGGUGGGGGUGGUUGUGAGGCCCCCGCCCUCCCAGCUGUCAACCUGCACUGGACACUUGGACUCUGUUUGUAAUUAAACCUGGGAAUGACCAUG